Molecule: messenger RNA, 1350 nt
Organism: Temnothorax curvispinosus
Lineage: Eukaryota; Metazoa; Arthropoda; Insecta; Hymenoptera; Formicidae
Product: WD repeat domain-containing protein 83-like
Exons: 4
Coding region: 256-1173 (305 amino acids)
Biological process (GO): mRNA splicing, via spliceosome
Cellular component (GO): catalytic step 2 spliceosome
Molecular function (GO): protein binding
Source: RefSeq, a predicted model, not a curated record
GGCCGGGAUAAGUCUUUCUAUAGUUUAUUUGUUUAUUUAUUUAUUACAUACUGUACACUGUACUCCGACAAGCAAGACAGCAAGUGAAGCAAGAUGUAUCUUCUGUUAUAAUUUUGAUAACUGAGAAAUUAAUUCGUAUAAUAAUAAUAGAGAAAAAGGUAUUUAAAAUAAUAGAGAAAAGAUAUUUAACACAUUAAAAGAAUUUAUCACAGAACUUCAUUAUAUGUAAGCUGUCUUAAGAAGAAGAGAAGAAAAAUGAAUAUUGAAUACAAAUUCGAGAAAGAAAUCGACUGCAAGCAAGGGGCCGUCAGAUCUGUACGAUUCAGUGUGGACGGUUCGUAUUGCGUAACGUGCGGGUCAGAUAGGAAGCUAAAAUUAUGGAAUCCGUACAAGUCUGUUACGUUAAAGACAUACGGCGGACACGGUGACGAGGUUAUGGAUGCCUCCGCGUCCUGCGACAGCAGCCAGAUAGUAUCUUGCGGAUUAGACAAAUCUGUAAUCGUCUGGGACGUGGCAACAGGCACGCCUGUGCGUCGUUUCCGAGGACACGCAGGACCCGUCACGACAGUCAGAUUUAACGAAGAAUCGUCAAUGAUUGUUUCUGGAUCGCGUGACAACAGUGUCAUGUGUUGGGACGGACGUUCCAAGGCGCAAGAAGCGGUACAAUCUUUGAACGACGCCAAGGAUUCCAUUUCGAGCGUGAGGGUUUCGGACCACGAGAUCUUGUCCGGUUCUUUCGACGGCAAAGCACGCACGUAUGAUAUACGAGUAGGUGAACUUUGCGAAGAUUAUAUGGGAGAUGCGAUCACAUGCGCCAGUUUCACCAGAGACGGACAGUGUCUGGUCGUCAGUUGCGCGGACGACGUGAUCAGAUUGAUCGACAAGGACUCGGGAGAGCUACUCGGCGAGUUCGCCGGACACACUGGGAAGGAUCUGUGCCUGGAAUCGAUCGUGGACUGUCAAGACACGAGAAUUCUUUCCGGCUCGGCCGACGGAAACUUGUGGAUUUGGGAUCUAGUGUCUCAGAAAGUGGUCGCGAAGCUCUCGGGUUCUAAGCCAACCAAGCACCCUACUGUAUCUAUAAGCGUUCAUCCGCAGAAGAACUGCUUUUUGGCGUCUAACGGAUCUAAUGUAUUGAUGUGGAGCACGCAGACUCACACAGAUAACGAGUAAUAGCGAAGUUUGUUCCAUUAUUACCCCUUUGUGUACAGAGUAAGUCCGAAGUCUGUGAUUUCCAAAUAAUUUUAGUUCCAACAAUUUCUACAAGAUUUUUUACAAACUAAAUAUUUAUUAUAUGGUAUAUUAAUGUAUAUAUUAAUAAUAAUAAUAAUAUAGCUAUUUUUUAAAGUC